CGGCCAUAAUUGAUUCUCUUUUUGCAAGAAUUUCCCACAGACGGCGCCAAUUGUUUUGACUAGAAAUUAACUAAUCAAAAGCUAUUUAAUGAAGAGGGAAUCAAGCAAAAAGAAUCGGCUAUGGAUUAAUAAAGAGGUAUGAAUGAAAUGAAUAUAUUGAAUAGAUUAAACAAUGGGUUUGGAAUAAGAAUUCGAACAUAUGUGAUAGUGGAUAUCUACUGAUUGUGAAUACAAUUAAUGGCUUGAUCAAAAGUGAUCGUGAGUGAUCUUCCUCUGUAUUACAAGAGUUGAGCAAAAAGUAAUCUGUGUAAAUCUUCCACUUAAGGACUCUAUUUAUUCUAAAAUGUCAUACCCACGUGCAACAACCUUCCACCGAAAUAGGUGGCUUCCCCUAUUAGCUCGUCCACUUCAGUUAGUAUCCGUUUACUUCGUUCUUAUCUUCAAUGCCUUGGAUUAUUGACCAAGUCAUUCUGCCAGAACAUUGAAUUGAGUAUUCUCCCAAUGGACUUCAUGUGCUAAUCUCUUUAAAUAACCAGGCCCAGCAACUAACCCAUUCGCGUGACUAUUUUCUUGGGCCCAACAGAGUCUCAAUUCAGUACCACGCAUGGAGUAGUGGGUACGUACCUCACAUUCUGAAUGACCCAAUUAAUUCAAUCUCCCAUUACACAUAUAAUAAUAAUUUAAUAAAUGUGUACGUGUGUGUAUAUUGUAUACAUUUAUACUUUUACGGCAUGAAUUGCUGAAUUUAAUUCAAGCAUGGAGAAUAUUAUAUUACUGAAUAUAUGGAGAACGGGGUAUUGAAGUCAUUUGAGAGAAUAAAGAAGAUAUCAGAAACAGCCGAUAUUGAAUAUAGGCAUUAAAAGCAGCAAACUUUUAUCAGUGCCACACACUUUGAAUUGCUUUUUAACUUUGCUUUUGUUCAAGCUGUACUGUAACAGGCCGGCCAUCCAGCAGCAGGUAGGUAAAUGCAUCUAUCCAUCCCCUGCCCUUACAGAUCCUUUCCUUAGCUUUGUAUAUUAGUAUCACAACUCUCAUUCUAUUUCCCCCUCUUCUCCCUCUGCUUUAGAAAAAGAAAAAAAGGAUGCAAUGUUCAAAAGAAGCAAUUGCAAGGCUGUUCUACAAUGCCUCAGCCUCAUUUCAACUUUUCAUGCUCUUCUCAUAUCUCUCCUUUAUUCUUCUUGUUACCAUCCUUCACUUUCUUGGUGGUGACCUGUUUUAUGGAAGGGCUGCAUAUGAUGAGUUCAUUGACACAUACUCUGAUGAUGAAGAAAAAGUAGUGGAAGAUGAAGUUGAGUAUGAUGAGUUCAUUACCUACCAUGGUACCCCUGUUAGUGUAUCAGCAAGACAACAUCAUCAUAUCCAGAAUCAUCAUCUGCAACAUAGUAGAAGCUUCCAAGAUUGUCAUAAUGAUGAUGAUGGUGAUGAUGAUGAUGAUGUGGCUCCCAAAGAAGAGGGAGAUGAUGAAGUAGUAGAGGAAAUCAAAAGUGUUGUCAAUGAAGAACCACCCUGCAGCAUUUGGACCUCAUCAUCACCAUCAGCCAUGGAGACUAAUGUUACUAGUCAUGGAGAAGUGGCUGAUGAUGAAGAGAAUAUUCCAAGUAGGGACAAUCAUAUUGGUUAUUCUAAAACAAGUGUUCACCGCCUGGACAUGUCACGUGAGAAUAAUAAAGCUCGUAUAGAUAAUUUUCCCAAAGAGAUGAUGAGAAAAGAAAAGAGAGUGGAGGCAAAUGGUAUGAUUCAACCAGUGGAGGAGAAGUUGUUGCACGCGCCACCACCCAAGGUGGAGAGCAAGAGGUUGCACUUUCGAGAAGAAGAAAAACACGAAGAAGAUAUAUUUGGAGAUUCCUGCACCGUUGGAUCCACUUCAAAGAGCUCGUCGGAAUGGAGAAGCUCCAUCAAGGAUUCCUGCACCGAAGAUCCAUUUUCUUCAUCUUCCAGAAGAAGUUGCCCCAAGUGGGAGUCAUAUACUCUUUUCCAAAAGUAUGACGAAGAAAUGCUGUUUUUGGACAGGAUUAGUGCUCAAAAACUCCGUGAAACAGAAUCGCUUAGGAUAAGACUACAAUCAAAUAAUCCAAGAUCAGUAACAGAUAGGAUUGUACAUAAGUUUAGACGAAGAAAACGGGGACCGUUGGAUCCAUACAAUGAUCUAGAGGCAGCUUACGUGGCACAAAUAUGCUUGACAUGGGAAGCUCUGAAUUGGAAUUACAAGCAACUCCAGCGCCUACUGGAUUUGCGGCGGCGGCGGCCGGCGAAUGAACCGGAAGACCGGGGCUGCCCUGCCUACGUUGCUCAGCAAUUUCAGCAGUUUCAGGUUCUUCUCCAGAGGUACAUUGAGAAUGAACCAUUUGAACAUGGAAGGAGGCCUGAGGUUUAUGCUAGGGUGAGGGGCUCAUCCCCAAAGUUACUCCAAGUGCCUGAAUAUAGAGAUUCGGACGAGGAGAAAAGAGAAGAAGGAUUUUGUUCCAGGAUUCCUUCAGAUUCAUUCCUUCAAAUAAUGGAGGAAUCAAUCCGGACAUUCAUGAAUUUUCUCAAAGCAGACAAGGAGGGCCAUUAUUGUCAAAUGAUAGCAUCUUUUUUCAAGAAAAGCAAAAGCAGACCAGGCUCAGCUGAUCCACUCCUUCUUUUGAACCUCCAAAAAGUAAACAAAAAACGGAAAUUAAUAAAACCAAAGGGAAGGGGUAUGUCACUGCCACAUCCAACCUUUGAACGAUUGAAUGCUAAGGCUAUCUACCCAAAUUGUGUGUUUAAACAAAAUGAAAAUAAAAAAAGAAAGCUGAAAGAUAUGAAGCGGACGGGGAAGUUGCGCCUGAGAAAAAUAAAGUUAAAACAGAAGGACGAAAUGGAGAUUUUGAUGGCACAAAUAGACUUGAAAGUUGUUUGUAGAGUUUUGAGAAUGAAAGAGGUGAAUGGGGAUCAAUUGCAUUGGUGCAAGGAGAAGAUGAACAAAGUGAAGAUAAAAGAAGAUAAUGGGAUGCUCCAAAGAGAUUCUUCACCACUUUUCUUCCCCUCACACUGACCCACCCAUUUCAGCCUACAAAAUUUAAGAAAUCACAUAUUAUUCAUUUAUGGAGUCGUGGAUGACUAUAGAUUCAGAAUAGACAAUCCUUUUUAGUGAGACAGUCCCACAAAAAAAUGAUUGUUUGUAGUGAUAGAUGAUCAUCUAUAUAACUUCAUAAAGGAUUCAUAUAUGAUUCCAUAAAACUACUCUAGACUUAGAUGAUAGUUAUAGUAGAAUAUGUACAUUCAUUCAUGUUGUAAUUUAAAACUUUUAUUUAUAUGGUAAACACCCUACCAUGAGCCCUAUACUAUCACCAAUGUAAAUAUUGUGAACCAAAAUAUGAAGAUAUACCUUUUCCAAAA
This is a messenger RNA of Cuscuta epithymum, 3360 nucleotides long. Lineage: Eukaryota; Viridiplantae; Streptophyta; Magnoliopsida; Solanales; Convolvulaceae. The record is from the annotation of a GenBank genome assembly.